Molecule: messenger RNA, 4976 nt
Organism: Scleropages formosus (Asian bonytongue)
Lineage: Eukaryota; Metazoa; Chordata; Actinopteri; Osteoglossiformes; Osteoglossidae
Gene: mfhas1
Product: multifunctional ROCO family signaling regulator 1
Exons: 3
Coding region: 448-3468 (1006 amino acids)
Cellular component (GO): cytoplasm
Molecular function (GO): protein binding
Source: RefSeq, a predicted model, not a curated record
CACGCACGCACGCACGCACGCACGCACGCGCGGGUGAUGGGCGUUGUUCCACCGGAUCGCGUUCGUUGAAAGCUCCGCGCCGCGUGGUGGAUGUCGUGGUACCGAGGGACGCGCUGGCGGCGCGGGGAGAGCCGCCCGCCUCUCGGAGGAGACCGUUCCGACUAAAGGGACUCGUUCCGUGUGUGUGCGCGCGCGCGCGCGCGCGUGUACGAGUGUGUGUCGCUGCCGUGUUCCAUGGCGCAGAAGGAGAGGAUGCGCAGAGAGCCGCGCGCCCAUCGCUGCCUCCCCGAUGCGUUUCAACAUUCAGACGUGUUUUCGGCCGGAGGGGGCUGCGCUGUCGCUGAUGAUGUUCCAGAUGUUGCUGAUGCUGACUUUGUGAGGGCCCUGGUGCGGAGCGGGGCUGUUGGUGAGGCUCGGAGGAAGACCACCAUGCUGGCAGGGUAACAGAUGAUCGCUCUCCGUGAAAACACGGAGGAGGGGUCUCCCUGCGGCAGGAUGGGCGACCAGGAGAACAAUCUGAAGACGGCCCGGCUGUGGAGGGACGCGGCCCUUCGCUCCAGGAAGCUGAGGAGCAACCUGCGACAGCUCACGCUCAGCACCAAAGACAGCCAGGAGAUCAUCCUGCCCGAGAAUGUGGGCGAGAUCGAGGUGCUCAACCUGGGCAACAACUCCCUCCGGGAGCUGCCCGCGGGGCUGGCCGCCGCUCUCGCCAACCUGCGCGUCCUGGUCCUCCGGAGGAACCGCUUCGCCGCGGUUCCGCGGGCCGUCCUCGAGCUGGCCCACCUGGCGGAGCUGGACCUAAGCCACAACUGCCUGACCGAGCUCCCCGAGGACGCGGCCUUCCCCAGGGGGCUCAAGAAGCUCUGCGUCAGCCACAACAAGCUGCGGAGCCUGUCCCCGUGGAUCGGCGAGCUGCAGCGCCUGGAGGAGCUGGACGUGAGCUUCAACGAGCUGCUCGGCCUCCCCUCGGCCGUUGGCCGGCUGCGGCAGCUUCGCACGCUGGACGUGGAUCACAAUAAGCUCAGCUGCUUCCCCCCGGAAGUUGUCACCCUGGAUGACCUGGAGGAGCUGGACUGCUCUGGGAACAGGCUGGGAGGGCUUCCCAGGGGCAUUGCUAACCUGCGCUCCAUCAAGAUCCUGUGGCUGAGCGGAACUCAGGUGGCCUCGCUACCCGAGGACUUUUGCAGCCUGGAAAACCUGGAGAGCCUCAUGCUGGAUGGGAACCUGCUCGCGGCCCUUCCCCGAUCCUUCAGCAGGAUGCAGAGACUCAAAAUGCUCAACCUGUCCUCAAACGCCUUCGAGGAGUUCCCCCCCGCCAUCCUGGAGAUUGCAGGCCUGGAAGAGCUCUACUUGAGCAGAAAUAAACUAACCUUCGUUCCGGACGAGAUAGGUCGCCUGUCGAAGCUUGCCAAUUUGUGGUUGGACAAUAACAGAAUUACGUAUCUGCCCGACUCCAUCGUGGAGCUCGGGCAACUGGAGGAGCUGGUUCUACAGGGUAACCAAAUCGCUAUUCUUCCUGACGACUUUGGAAAGCUUGCCAGGGUCAACAUUUGGAAGGUGAAGGAUAACCCUCUCAUCCAACCUCCCUACGAGGUCUGCAUGAAGGGCAUCCCGUACAUAGCGGCUUAUCAAAAGGAGCUCGUGCAUUCGCAGCCAGCUGUGAAGCCCAGGCUGAAGUUGGUGCUGAUGGGGCAGGUGAAAGCAGGUAAAACCAGGCUGAGACAGUGCCUCGUGAGCAAAGCGCCGAGCGACUGUGCUGCUCUGGGAAACGAAGGCAUCGCCGUUACGAACUGGGUGGCGGACGCCGAUCGCAGUCUCACGUUUAUCGUGUAUGAUUUGUCAGGGAGGCAGAACUAUGACCUCAUCAAGCCCUUCUUCCUCUCGCCCGGCGCUCUGUACAUCCUGGUGGUGAACUUAAAGUCAUACACGCCCAAGAGCUUCUACACCCAUGUGGGCUAUUUCCUCCACGUGCUGGGUGCCAAAGUGCCCCAUGCGGUGGUGUGCGUCGUAGGGACGCACGCGGACCAGUGCCGGGAGGUCGAGGCCGAGGAGAAGUGCUUGGACAUCCAUCGGCAGAUCGCGCUGCAGGAGCGUCGGGACACGGAGUUCCUGCGGGGCCUCGCCCUCCAGGUGGAUCAGGCCCUGGAGCAAGGCUUCGAUGUCAGAAUGUCCAACCCCCACGUCCUCUUCUACGGAGUGUCUGACAAGAACCUGCGGCGCAAGAAGGCCCAGCUGCAGUACCUGCUGAACCACCGGCUGCAGAUCCUGUCCCCUGUGCUACGAGUCAGCUGCGUGGGAACGCUGAGCAACAUCGGGCGGUUGAAGGAGAAGCUCACGUCUGUGGCUGACCACAGGGAGAUCUUCCCCAACCUGCACCGCGUGCUACCCAGGUCCUGGCAGAUGCUCGAGGAGCUGCACUUCAAGCCCCAGGAGCUGUGGCUGUCCUGGUGGGACUCGGCGAGACUGGGCCUGCAGGCGGGGCUCACGGAGGACCGGCUGCAGAGCGCGCUGUGCUAUCUGCACGAGAGCGGAAAGCUGCUCUACUUCGAGGACAGCCCCACGCUCAAGGAGUACGUCUUCCACAACCUGCCCCAGUUCAUCGCCAUCCUCAAUGUGUUUUUCCACAGGGACCCGUCGGCGCUGCUGGAGAGGCUGCGGGCCGAGGGCGGCGAGGCCGCGGGGGGUCAGCUGCAGCACCACGUGGAGAGCUUCCUCCUGCAUGGUCUGCUGCCCUCGCACGUCAUCCGCCUGCUCCUGCAGCCGCUGGUCCGGACCCAGCAGGACUUGCACCUCAUUCUGGAGCUGCUUGAAAAGAUGGGAGUGUGCUACUGCGUCAACAAGCCCCGGAGCAGGCCGCUCAACGGCGCCGCCGUCUGGUACAAAUUCCCCAGCUACGUGAGCAACGAGGAACCCCACGCCGAGGCCUGGGUGAAUGGCGGGCUGGGCGCCGCGGGGCAGCUGCUGUCCGUGGAGCAGCUGCAGGUGGAGUACAGCUUCCCGUCUCUGCUGCCGCCGGGGCUUUUCGCUCGCUACAGCGUGCAGAUCAACAGCCACGUGGUGCAGCGCUCCGACGGCCGCAAUCACGUCUUUGCGUACCGCGGCAAGGUGCCUGUGGUGGUCACCCACCGACCUUCUCGCUGCCGGCUGCAGGCCGACACCCUGUCCAUCGCCAGCCACGCCUCUCUGCCCAACAUCUGGACGGCCUGGCAGGCCAUCACUCCCCUGGUGGAGGAGCUCAACGUCCUGCUGCAGGAGUGGCCGGGCCUCUACUACUCCGUGCACAUCUUGUGCUCCAAGUGCCUGAAGAGAGGGUCACCCAACCCGCACACCUUCCCAGGUGAGCUCCUCAGCCAGCCCAGACCAGAGGGGAUGACUGAGAUCAUCUGCCCAAAGAAUGGCUCUGAGCGCGUCAAUGUGGCUCUGGUGUACCCGCCCACGCCAACAGUGGUCAGCCCCUGCCUGAAAUGAUCCCCACAGCUGCCGCAACCCCCUCCGCCUCACUCGACCGCUCCUCUCUGGGUGCCCCGCAAUGUCUCGCCGCCUCGCUUCUGCUCCACAUAGCAUCUCCCGCUGUCCACGUUGUGCCAUCACGCCAAGGAACGACGGACCCAUGGACACUCUGCCUGCUCCAGCCCAUCAGUGGAAGGCCUGCCUGUCACCAAGACAUGCUCAGAGGACUUUGAAAAGAGACUUUUUGAAAACUGGUGUUUCAGGCAAAGCCACGUGGAAACUCAUGAAUUUUUCGUCACCUCAGCCUGCAGGUCUACGGAACAUCCUUCUUCCUUGCGUGUAACACUAUAUUGUCAUGUUUCCUAUGUCCUUCAACACAUAACUAAAUGGUUCAGGUCAGGGGUGUACCGGCUCUGGCGUUGUCCUCUCUGGCUUGCAAGACUAUUAGAUGGACCACCAAUCAUAUCCCACAGUGAUGCGGUGAUGCGCAGUAAAACCCAUUCAGUGCGAAGAAUCUUACGAGGGAAGCUUGGAGUUCACCGAUCAUAUGACACGGUGCUGCGUAUGAAAAGCGAGACAAAUAAACAAAUUGCAGUGUUUCGACAACAAGCGUUGGCAGCAGGAGGCCUUGGGGACAUUGUAACCGCGGAGUUCAAAAUGACUGCAUUACAGUUACAUUUGCAGGAAAAACUAAAUUUACACAACACUGACGACUCCAUGCCUUUGUAGGUGUAGGGCGAGAGGACAAUAUCGACCAAACCUUUAAAAUGAACUGAACCGAAAGUGUCCAAAUGGUUGUUUGUUCGGCCAAGAGCUGGUUAUGAGUGUGUCCGUGUAUUUCAGCUGACUUUGUAUGUUUGCUUUUUGCUUUGGGAAGCAGGGGCCCAUAUCAGUGUGACUGAGUGUAACUAAAUAUAAAAAAGUAUAUAGGAAAUAACCCACGAGGGAUCAUGGACAAGCCAAGGAAAUACUGAAUCCAAAGUUGCUGGAGUAAUGGAAUUUUGUACAACUGAUCUUCUCUGGACCCAACAGUGAGGGUUCCCUGUGUGAAAAUCGGGACUUUACUCCGUUGUGUUGGGAGGGAAGUUUAAAGGUUGUUCAGCUAUUUUUCGGUCAGUACUAUUGACCAUUAAGACAAAUGAAUAGACCUUUCUGGAUCGUUUAUUCCCCCAACACACACACACACAUAUCUAAGGGGUUCAGGUGUCAUCCUCAAUCACUGUUGUCUACUCUUUGCAUUAUAUAACUCACAGAUGUAUGAUGUGGUCAAGUUUGGGAGUGAAGAACCAUAUGAACAUAAAGUGGGAGAGUGUGGGGUAAUUACUGCAACACAUAUGUAAAACAUGUAAGAAAUCAGUUAAUAUCCUUUUGUAUAUAAUAUCUUUAUUUUUGUAUGAGGAUCUCACUCACCAUUACUUACUGUGCAACAAUCUGCAUGGUUGAUCCAUUUAGUGGCUAUUGGUGUGCCACCUUGCCACAUGCCCGUGAAAGGCACCAAUCCCAAAUAAACAAACCGGCUUUCUGUA